This is a messenger RNA of Penicillium canescens, 1287 nucleotides long. It is a transcript of the gene sun1, whose product is annotated as SUN family protein UTH1. Gene Ontology annotation, cellular component: cell surface; fungal-type cell wall. The coding region runs from base 1 to 1287 and encodes 428 amino acids. The transcript has 2 exons. NCBI's taxonomy places the organism in Eukaryota, Fungi, Ascomycota, Eurotiomycetes, Eurotiales, Aspergillaceae. Gene Ontology annotation, biological process: fungal-type cell wall organization. The record is from RefSeq and is a predicted model, not a curated record.
AUGAAGCUCUCCAACACUGUUGCCGCGCUGGCGACGGCUGGUCUCGCGACUGCCCAUGGCCACGGACACGCUCACCGCCACAAGCGCGCCACCGAGACCGAGAUUGUCAACACCGGUCCCGUUGAGUACAGCUUCGUCGUCUUGGACCCUUCCAAGUCCGGUGCCCCCGAGGCGAUCAGCAUCAACGAGGCUUGCCAGGGUCUUGCCGACCACAAGUUUGAGUGGCUCGAUACCGCCGUUGCCGCUGCCUGCUCGUCCUCCAGCACUGCCACUCCUACUUCGACUUCCACUCCUGCUCCUACCUCCACCAUUGCUCCCGCUAUCCUCCAGGAGACCGCCGCUGCGAUAACUCCUUCCAGCUCGAGCAGCACCGUCGAACCCACCAGCUCCACUAGCUCUGCCACUGCUGCCGCUACCAGCAGCUCCUCCAGCUCCAGCAGCUCCGGUGCCACUGGUCUCACCGCCGAAUUCCCCGAUGGAGAGAUCGACUGCGGUACCUUCCCCUCUGAAUACGGUGCCGUCGCCCUUGACUACCUUGGUCUGGGCGGUUACUCUGGUAUCCAGUACGUGACCCUGGUCGACGACCUGGUCAGUGACAUUGUCACCGCUGUUACCGGCGAUGAGUGCCACAGUGGCGCCAUGUGCUCGUACGCUUGUCCCGCUGGCUACCAAAAGUCCCAGUGGCCCGAAACCCAGGGUGCUACUGGCCAGUCUGUCGGUGGUCUGGAGUGCAAGGGCGGCAAGCUCUACCGUACUAACUCUGCCCACAAGCAGCUUUGCAUUGAGGGUGUUGGUGGUGUCCACGUCAAGAACCAGAUGUCCAGCGACGUCGCCGUUUGCCGUACUGACUACCCCGGUACCGAGUCCGAGACCGUUCCUCUGUCUGCCGUCUCCGGUGCCACCCACCCCCUUACCUGCCCUGACGGUGACACCUACUACAACUGGGAGGGCAAGUCCACCUCCGCCCAGUACUACGUCAACCCCAAGGGUGUUUCCACUGAGAAGGGUUGCCAGUGGGGUGACGGCAGCGAGCCCAUCGGUAACUGGGCUCCUCUCAACCUCGGCGUUGGUUACACCUCGGCCGGCAAGUUCCUGUCUAUCUUCCCCAACACCCCGACCACCACCAAGAAGCUCGACUUCAAUGUUAAGCUCGUCGGUGACAACCUCAGCGACGAGUGCCGUUACGAGGGCGGCACCUUCUACGACUCCAAGGGUGCUAUCAGCGGCAACAGCGGCUGCACUGUCGGUGUCACCUCCGGCAACGCUUACUACGUCUUCUACGAGUAA